Erpetoichthys calabaricus (reedfish) is the source of this 3841-nucleotide messenger RNA. RefSeq lists its product as uncharacterized. Lineage: Eukaryota; Metazoa; Chordata; Cladistia; Polypteriformes; Polypteridae. The transcript has 2 exons. Gene Ontology annotation, cellular component: membrane. Bases 436 to 1398 code for a protein of 320 amino acids. Gene Ontology annotation, molecular function: G protein-coupled receptor activity. Gene Ontology annotation, biological process: G protein-coupled receptor signaling pathway. The record is from RefSeq and is a predicted model, not a curated record.
AAGCUCCUUACUUCCUAUCAUGUUUUGCAUUCUGAUAUUCUUCAGGUUCCCUCAUCAUUGAUUCAGCCAAUAAAUACAAUUCCAGCAUUAAGCCAUUCAAAUGAAAUUCACUUCUGCAUGAAAAACAUUUUUAUGCAUCAACAACAUGAGAGCAAAUAUGGCAUUCAAAUGCAUUGGCACUGCUCUCAUUUCUCUCUUUUAGUAAAAUGUUGGUCAAGAGCUGAUCUUGUUUUUGAAUGCACUCGAGAAAACCUUUCCUGAAGAAGGUGGGGUUACAUAUGUACUCUGCAUAUAUAGCCUGACAUUUGCAUACUGAUAUAACAGAAGUGGUCUGCAGUUGGUGUGGAGCUCCUUGAAGCAGAGAUGGCUAGAAAAGAAGUCCCAUAAUUAAUUCAUCAUCAAGAAUUAUGAGUGAAUAAUUGAGCAGGAGACAGCAUGCAGCUUACCUCUGUGCAGGUGGUCCCUGGCAUUGUGUAUCCUAUUAUUGCAGUCUUUGACUUGCCAGCUUGCUUGAUCUCAAUCUUGGUUUUCUGGAAGGGUAAUCUGGAGCUUUCCAAGUCCACUGCCUACUACAUUAUAGCAAUAACAGCUGCCAGCUUUUUGCUAAUGCUCAGUGUGAUUGUCUUCCGUGACAUCUACUACUACAAUAUCGAUGGCCUUAUAUCCUGGCCGAAUGCAUUCUGUGGCAUCAGCAAUUUAAUUUAUUUCUUUGCAGUGUACUCAGUGAGCUGGCAGACGGUGGCUUUCACCUUUGAUCGAUUUGUCAUGGUAUGCUGUGGCCGCCUGAGAAUGUACUAUUGCACUGACAGAACUUCUGUAAUUGUUAUUGUAUGUGUAUAUGGUGGUGCGCUAUUGGCAGCCAUCCCAACAUUAUACAUGUAUCAAAUGCAGCCUUCUGCUGUAGCCAAUAAUACCCUCAUCUGUGUCUUAAGAAAGGACCUGGACCAAGUACCUUUACUGGGAGCUUAUGAUUCUAUCCAGACUGUCUUCUGGAACAUUCUCCCCAUUGCAAUAAUUGUCUUCUUGAAUUUUUUCACGGGUCGUGUGGUUUAUCUAAGCAACAAGACCCGAAAUAAUUUAAAGGGAGAAGGGAAAGAGGACCCAGAAGCUGCCAAACGCAUCAGAUCUGUAAUCCUGCUUGGCAUUAUCUCCGCUGGCUUCCUCCUUCACAAUAUCCCCAAAAUGGUGAUCAAAAUUGUGGAACGGUCAGCCUACCUGAAGAACUUUGACCGCAAUGACUUUACUCAUCCGGUGGCAAUCACACGUAUUAUUGCCAAUAUGCUGCUCAUUUUUUGCUCCAUCACAGACCUGUGUCUCUUCACCCUUAUUAUGCCAAAGUUUAGAGAGGAAAUUAAACGAGGGAUUCGCUAUUUUGUUUCCUUCUCCACCAAGCAUUAGCAGGAAGAACCUACUCUUGUUCAAAAAUGCAAAGAUAAAGUAAACUUGCAAUCAUUAAAAUAUCACUCAAGAUGGUUGCAAAUUAUGUUUUUAGUUGACAUAUUUUUUAAUAAUUAAAAAGAAAAGAGGAAAACUGAAGUACGCUGACUGGUUGGGUAUUUGUUGAAAAUGGAAUGAGACAUAAAGAAUGCCGAGGCACCAUUUCUUUGAAGAUGAUGCUUUGUUCUUGUCUACAGCUUCCUGAAGCAUUAUUCUCAUCAUUUAUUUGGGACUCUAACAAAAAUUGCAUACUAUUCUGCCAAAAAGGUGAGCUUAUAUUUACAAUUACAUCUUCUAGGGGGUUUCUUUAUCACCUAAUGCAGGGGUGUCCAGCUCCGGUCCUGGUGGGUCACAGUGGCUGCAGGUUUUCAUUCUAACCAUCUUCUUUAUUAGCAAGCCGUUUUUCUUGCUGUUUUGCUUUAGCUUUAAUUGACGUGACUCGGACCCCUCAAUUGUUUGUUUUUCCUUAAUGAGCAGCCAAAUAAUAAGAAGACACAAAAUGAGACACCACACAAGCAGCUCACCUGAAAACAAAGAAAGGUGAAGGUCUCGGUCAUGUUGGUCCACUCAGGUCACCAAAACAUCUUGACAGUGGUCUUAGAAAAAACAGAAUGAGAGCAGCAACAAGUCCUGAUUUUCAAUAACUGGUUUAAUUAACAGCAAGAACUGACUUCUCAUUAAGAAUCUGGCUGGAGUUUGACAUUCCACUUUAGCUGGUCAUCUGUCGGCUCGUUUCACGUCUCAUUUCUGUUUAAUGAAGAAAGGAAUCAAUUCAGAGGACUUAAUCCUUAAAAACAGGGCUAUGAAAAUAAAGGGAAAAAGGAGUUAAUUAGCACUGAAAACUGAUUAGGAAAGGGUCAGAAUGAAAACCUGCAGCCACUGCGGCCCACCAGGACCGGAGUUGGACACCCCUGACCUAAUGUAACUAAGUUCUGUAUUCUUAGAAUGAUUUAUCUGAUGAGUCUGAACUUUGGUUAAUUGCUUAUAAAGCUCAGAUAUACUACAGGUUUCCACUUGGAACAAAAAAAAUAUCUAUUUUUUUAGAAAAAGACAGCAGCGAAGGCAUGGGAGAAAGGGAGUGUAUAGUAAGAAACAAGUGAAAAGGAUUAAUAAUUGCAGUUUGUCAAUAUUGGUGAGAAUUAUCUGGAAUGUUUUUAGGUUCACAGAGAAAUUUUCAGUAAUAUUUUUCAGAUUUAAAUAGCCUAGUUAUAAACAAUAUUUCUAGUCAAUGUUUGUUAUAUACAUAGUGAUGAGUAAAACUGGGAAGUUUCAAUUAAUAUACGGUUUCAUGAAACUGAUUAAAAUUCAUUUCAUUGGCGAUUUCGAAAAUUGCAUAACUAACUAAAAAGAGUUUUUUGGAGGUUUUAAAUGUUUAUGGGGUGGAAAAAGUUCCCUAACACCUCAAAUUGUCCUACCGAGAACCAAAAAAAGUGAAUAGUUACUAAGAUAAAUCAUGAGAAGAGCGUACAAAAAUAAAUCCAAAACCAACAAAAAUAAACCUAGUGAAGUCAAGAGUUCAAACCAAACAAAACGUGCGAGAAGCACUAUAACAAAAGAUUUCUUUUAGGAUGUUUGUGUCCGCAGAUUGGAUAACCAAAGGAACCUCCAGCCAACCUUUUAUCCGGAUUACUUGUGGGCACAGCCCUAGAAAUCACACCCCUAGCAAUGUGGGAAGAGCUGUCAAUGAUGGCUCUUACAAAGCGAAAAUUAGUGUUCAAGACAUUAAAAGUAUAAAAUGAAUUCACAUUCACCCUAAUCCUUACACUCAUAAACUUUCAUGUUUACCGGUAUUCUUCUCUGCAGCUGCAUAAUGCAUAUUAUGCUAUUAAAUUAAUCCAGUUUAUGGACAUGCACUGUCCAAGCACAGUGGCGCUUCAUGUAUCUUUUCUGUCUUCAAUGCAUCUUUAGGAUUGUAUUCACCAAUCUUUAAUUGGAGUUGGGAUCAAAACACCAGACUGGUGACUUAAUAAAAUGUCUACCUGUGUUAGGAAAUGAAUCACAAUGUUGCUUUUUUUCCAGUAGAGAUCUUUAAUUAAAUACUAAAUGACAGCCAGAAACAUGCACAAACAAUAUGUAAAUACAGGCCUACAAUUUCUUCCUGUGUUAGUGAGAUGAAUUUGUUAAUGAGCAAUUUGUUUUGCUAUUUUUGUUUGCAAAGUGAAAUAUCAUGCUUUGCUGCAAAAUUAAGUUGUUUUGAUCAUCAUUAUUCAUAGGUAGAUUAUGUGAUGGAUUUAAUGUUAUAGGCAGUGUAAAUUAGUAUAUAAGGCAUUGUAAACUAACUUUAAUUUCUGUCUCUGACUUACUGUGUGACCCUGUAGUGUACAGCAAAUAUAAAGAGUAGUUAGUAUGUCACUGUGAUGUAGGCAUUAAGUGAUUACGCAGACAUAUAUACGUUUUUUGCUAG